Messenger RNA from Pomacea canaliculata, 5484 nucleotides. Its product is annotated as cytosolic purine 5'-nucleotidase-like. Lineage: Eukaryota; Metazoa; Mollusca; Gastropoda; Architaenioglossa; Ampullariidae. Gene Ontology annotation, molecular function: 5'-nucleotidase activity. The coding region runs from base 158 to 1939 and encodes 593 amino acids. The record is from RefSeq and is a predicted model, not a curated record. The transcript has 18 exons.
CACGCACGCAAUCAGCUGUGGAUAUAGUGCACCGCGAUCGCAGUUUCAUUUGCGCUGCAGCAUCUGGAUGAGAAAACGGAGCUAGACAGAACACGUAUUAUAAGUGUGUCAGUGUCAUUGAUACUUUGAAGACGAUCUGACUGAGUAAACUACAGAAAUGAUGUCUAAUGAAACCAGUGAGAGCAAAGGGUUUCAUUUCAGUGAUUCCUCAACAUGUAUACCUCCAGGUAUCAGAAUGUACAAGAGAGAUCCCCAGAACAGGAUUUUUGUUAACCGUAGCCUGCACCUGCAGAAAAUCAGGUUUUUUGGCUUUGACAUGGACUAUACUCUUGCAUUAUACAAAUCUCCUGAGUACGAGUCCUUGGGGUUCAAUUUGCUGAAGGAACGGCUCGUUUCAAUAGGUUAUCCUGAGGCGAUUCGUGAGUUUGAGUACGAUGCUACAUUUCCAGUUAGGGGCUUGUGGUUUGACAAGACAUACGGAAACUUACUCAAGGUUGAUUCCUAUGGCAACAUUCUUGUAUGUGCACAUGGUUUCUAUUUUUUAAAGCCCCAUGAAAUUGCUCAGCUUUACCCUAAUAAAUUCAUUCAGCUAGAUGAUUCACGCCUCUACGUUCUCAACACUUUGUUCAACCUGCCAGAAACAUACAUGCUGGCAUGCAUUAUUGAUUACUUUGCUACCACCAAGAUAGGUUAUGCUAGGCAAACAGAGGGAAUUGACAAUGGUGACUUGUUUAUGUCUUAUAAAUCCAUCUUCCAAGAUGUCAGGUCCGCUGUGGACUGGGUUCACUUUCAUGGGGAUUUAAAAUCUGAAACUUUGAAGAACCUGGAGAAGUAUGUACAUCGAGAUGCACAACUUCCUCUUUUGCUUAACCGAAUGCGCAAACAUGGUGCCAAGACUGUUCUGAUCACAAACAGUGAAUAUGAAUAUACAGAUAAAAUAAUGGAAUACCUACUUGAUUUCCCAGCUGAGGGUGGAAAUAAGAUGCACUGGAUUUCUUACUGGGACUGUGUUGUAGUGGAUGCCAAGAAACCAUUGUUUUUUGCUGAUGGAACAAUUCUUCGCAGAGUGGACAGGAAAACAGGAGCAUUGCACAUUGGACAUCACAAGGGACCAUUGCAGCAAGGAGAGGUGUAUUCAGGAGGUUCCUGUGAUGUUUUAUCUCAACUGUUGGGUGCCAGAGGCAAAGAUGUCCUCUAUAUUGGUGACCAUAUCUUUGGUGACAUCCUUAAGUCAAAAAAGAUCAAGGGAUGGCGUACAUUUCUGGUGAUUCCAGAAUUAACUCAGGAAGUGCGAGUGUGGACUGAGAAGCGUGACCUUUUCCAACAAGUCACACAGCUGGAAUCAGCCCUUUCAGAUAUUUACAAGUCAUUAAUCAAGCUAAAUAAUGGCAAUGGAAAAAAUAAAGUGGAGAUUCGAUUCCUUGACAGCAGUACUGAGGAAAAACCUGAUAUAAGUAAAAUCCAGCUUUCUCUUCGAGAAGUUGCUCACAAAUUGGAUAUGUCUUAUGGCAUGCUUGGAAGCCUCUUUCGAAGUGGUUCUCGACAGACCUUUUUUGCCGCCCAAGUCAUACGAUAUGCUGACAUCUAUGCGUCAACUUUCCUUAACCUUCUUUACUAUCCUUUCUGUUAUAUGUUUAGGGCCCCGGCAAUGCUGAUGCCACAUGAAGCCACAGUUGACCACAGUUCUACUGCUGAGAACACACCUGUGAUAUUUCGCCAGUCCAUAGAAGAAAAUGGUGUGAAUGAUCAUCCCAGCCCCAAGCGCAGCCGACUUGAUGAUGGGAAGGAUCAUGUUUCACGUCCUAGGCCAUCAAAACCUCGCAAACCAACACAUCAGCAUGAUGAAGACUUUGAUUCUGAUGACUCUGCUGGCUCCAGCAAUACAGGAGAGUCGUGUGAAGAGGAAACCCGAUGCAUGAAAAUAUUGAAUCAGAAAUAAACCUGUAGUUAGUAGUUUCCUGGACAAAUAGGAGGACCUGUACAACACAGCACCUCACCAGGCAUCAGGCCCUCUGAAGAUCAUUACGUGGAAUAGUUAACCAGCUGAAAAUAUUUUAACUGAAAAUUUUAGGAGAUGGUUUACAAGGAAACGAGAUCUGUGGAAAUGUGGACAAUGUGUAAAUGCAUGUGUGUGUUUCUGUGCAUGCAUGCAUCUGAAUUUUGUAGGAGUUAUUUGUGAAUUGUAUUUUCCUACUUCUCUAAAAGUUUUUGUUUUUUUGCUUUUUUUAUAGUAUCAUUUGUACCAUUGAUUGUAUAUUUGUACGUGUAAAAACAUUUUCAGUGCAAUGUCAGACUAUUAUUGAAAAAUUCCUUUGAGAUGUUAAGCUUUCUCAGUUUCCUUAUAUUAAAUAUGUACUCCGUGUUGUAUGCUGGAAACACUAUAAAGCAAAUUAAUUUUUAUUACAUUUUUUAAAUAGUUGAAGUUAUGUGUAUUAUUUAUUUGUUUAUAAAACUUGUAGAAUGAUACUGAUGACUCUUAUUUUUAAUGGCUACAUUCAAACUAUUUUAAGGGAUGCUGGUCCUUCAUGAGCACUUCCAUUCAUUUCACCUAUUUUUAAAUGUGCACAGGGUAGUAAUAAUGUGAUAUGUAUAACACCUUUCCACACCAUCAAAGCACUUUACAGAUACAGUCACAUACAGUAAUAACACGGACGUGUAUAGAUGGAUUGCAGUCUGUCUGCUGAGACCAACACUUAGCCUUUGCAAAGUUCUCCGCUGUUAGCAUCACCAAGCCUAAACAAUGAAUGUUACAAAACCGGAAGCUUUGUAGUCUCAUGCCUUGUUUUAGCUGUUAACUGGAAAAAAAGCGUCUGCAAGCAGUCCAGUAAUACAAGUUCAUGAUAAUAAUAACUGCUUAGGGCACACGGUCAUCAAUUGUGCACUUAGGAAGCAUGAAUUACCUCGAAGUAGUUGAGAAAAUCCAUGGAGCAAGACCCAUGAUAGACAUACUUCUCAUGGGUAAUGCAUGUCCUGUGCAAGCACAUUCAAAAUUUAAAUGUCCUGUGCAAGCACAUUCAAAAUUUAAAUGUGUAUCAAAAAAUGGAGCAACAAAGCACAAGGCCUGUAGAAAGAAAAUGUAAACAGGAUAGAGAAUACAAUUUUUUUCCGUUUGAAUUAACCAAUGUCUGAAUGGAAACUUUUUUAAUGCCUGUCAUAACAAAAGAAUAUAAUAAUGUAUUAGAUAUUGAUCUUGACAAGUUCCUGUAUUACAAUGAAAAUUUUAUAAUGUGGCAAUGAAUUUUAACACUAAGCAGGCAGCACCAAAGUUAAAGAUGAUGAUAGACUCACUGAGACUGGUUGUAAUUCGAUAUUUUAUUUGUUUCAUUGACAGAUAUUUGUCUGUUAGUGACAUACAUUUGCAGCACUUCAGUACAAGGUCCAGAAUUAUUACAGUGCUAGUGUCAGCAGUAAAUGUGUUAAUUGAAAUGUAACAACUGUCACUUUUCAUUUUUCUAGUUAAAAAAGCUGUGAGUGAAAUGUGAUGUUCUUUUAAAACAGAUGUGACUUGUGAUGAUUUCCUAACUAAACAGCUGUAAGUGUUGUGGUCAUUAUUAUUGAUCAUUAAAGUUGAAUCAUUGCAAAACGAUUUUUCAUCCUCAUGAAACUUUUUAACUGAUGUUUUUUAAGUUAGUUGAACUAUUCAAACUUCUCAAUAACUUUUUGAUCUGCAUAAAUUAGAUUCAGACUCAGAUUAUCUCCAAUUUAAAAAUUCUAUUAAAGCAAUACAAAGCAAAAUACAGCUUUUUUUCUAGAGGUCUGGCUUUUUAUCAAGCAUGGUUUUAGUUUUUUUGGUACUGAAAUAAGCAUUAAAAAAAGCAGUUCUAUUAGGGUUUAUGUUGAUUUGAACCGACCCCCUUCCCAAAAUCUUACACCAAAGGAAAAGCAAAAAGAGAAGAAGGGUAAUUUCUCUGAUGGUUUGCUUAGCCAGUAAUCUGGAGGCCUUUCCAGGAACUGUCAGUUAUAUGCAUUUAAAUUUCUUCAGGGGACUGUUUAGAAGCAGUCAUCUACUGUAUAUUGUGAACAAAAUGUAUUUUUACAUUGUUUUUAUCUUUAAGUCCAUGUUUUCAUAUAUUAUGUUGACACCUUGACACAAUGGCACUGCUCUAGUUGUGAUUUUGUUAAUUAAUUAUAAUUAUAGCAUUGUAGUGUUUCUUUAAUACGUAUUUUUUAACACUUGUAUUUGCUUUUGGGGAGGCUCUGUAUCAUUGUGGUUUAUGUUCUAGACUGUGGAGUCAGAGGUUGCUGGAUUGAGCUUGUUGGACCCCAGGAACUGCUUAGUGAUGCUAUGCUUUGAUUAAUCUCAUCAGAUAUAGGUACCUGAUUAUAUUAGGGAAAAUAAAGACAGCUGCAAGAGAGGGCUUCACAUACUGUGCUUUGAAGUACCUGAUUAUAUGAGGGCUUCACAUACUGUAUUCUGAAUUUGAUGAACUACAUCCACUGCCUCUGAGGUCGCGUAUGUGUUUUAUGUAAUGCUUGCUGUAGCACCAUAUAUUUUUGUUGAUACAGGGUCCAGUGUGGUUAUUUGGUAUGCCACAUAUGAACGCUGCUAAGCAGUUUUGCAGAUAAUAAUCAUAUCAGUGAUGUCAGCCAAUCAUUAGUUACCAUGUUGACCCUUCAUCAGUUGUACAUGGGGUCAUCCAGUUCAAUUACAAGUAGUCGUUCACUGUGUGUGUGUGCUUCUGUGUAGUGCAUGUGCACCCUUGUACAUACAGGUGUAAGCAUCCGCUCCUGCCUGGUUGCAUGUGCAUGUGCUUGCAUGCAUAUAGCUGUGCAAAAGUGUUUCAGUGCAGAAAGUAUUUACAUAAAUGCAUGCUCAUGCAUAGUAGCAUGCUUAGUUAGUAACUAUUUAAUAUGCCACAUAAGUCUUUGAAGCACGUGAAGCCUGCAGCAAAAUACACAUGGUGAUGUUCUGACUGGAGGAUUCCUGUAUCUUACUGUAAUCUAUUGCAUUACAGUGGGCCAUGUACAUUAUUGUAGCCUUGGAAGACUGUUUUAAAAUUGUAGGGUACAUAUAUCCUUGUUUUUGAAAGUGCGAAGGCCAGAGAACCAUGCAGACUUUAAUUUAUUGACUGUAUUGUCAGUAUUUGCCUUCCUUGUAAAUGAUUGGAAGUGUAUAAACUGCUGAUUUUGAAAGGUGAGUUCAGUGUGUCGCGCUGUUCAGUUCAAACAGAAAGAAAAAAUGUCACUCGUCUUUCAUGUACCAGCCUGCUGCUUGAUGGAGACCGUAACAUCGCACCCUUGUGACUUUUAGCUAUGAAUGCGAGAAUACAUUUUUUCAGAUUUUUGUCUGUUUAUUAUUCAAUUCUUGUGGGUUGGCCAUGUAGUCUGAAAACAGAUGAUAGUAUUUUCUAAUGUUUUAAUGCACCGUAUUGCAGAUUUGCACAGCGCAUUAACCUAUGCAUUGGCGAUGAGGGACAACAUAUUGAACUGAUAAUGUAAUGACAUUGAACAUAUCAUGUAUCAUAAAUAAACCAGUUAUGUUUA